AUGACAGCAAGCGAGACAUUACCAAAGGUUAUAUGCGUAGCAAGAGCACGUAUUCCUACAACACAGGGCCCAGAAAUAUUCUUGCACCUAUACGCAAAUGAUAAGGAUAAUAAAGAGCAUCUGGCAAUAGUAUUCGGCGAAGACAUCCGAUCAAGAACUCUGUUCAAACAGAGAUCUGGAGAGUCUCAACAGGAGCGUAUGAUCAGAGGGGCAUAUGUUGGCAAGCUUUUCCCGGGGAGAACGGUUGCCGACAGGGACGAGCGUGCAGGUAUUGAAUUGAAAUUUUCAAAUGAUGGGGAGUUGAUCACAGACGAACACACAUGGCAUGAUCAAGACACUCUUGUACGGAUCCACUCGGAGUGCUAUACGGGUGAAACAGCUUGGAGUGCUCGUUGCGACUGCGGGGAGCAAUUCGACCGGGCUGGGAAGCUUAUGGCAUUGGAUCGUGAGGGGGACAUCAAAGGAGGCUCUGGAAAGGGUGUCAUCGUGUACCUUAGACAAGAGGGUCGCGGUAUUGGGCUGGGUGAAAAGUUGAAGGCAUAUAAUUUACAAGACUUGGGAGCAGAUACGGUUCAGGCUAACCUGAUGCUAAAACAUCCAGCAGAUGGUCGCGAUUUCUCUUUGGGAAGGGCCAUCCUCAUAGAUUUAGGUAUAGAAAAGGUAAGGUUGUUAACAAAUAACCCUGACAAGGUCGAACAGGUCGAGUACCCACCUUUCCUUCACUGUGUUGAGCGGGUGCCAAUGGUGCCACUUUCUUGGACGAGCGAAGAAGAGGGUAUCCAUUCGACAGAAAUUGAGGGCUAUCUUAGGACAAAAGUCGAGAGAAUGGGCCACCUACUACAAAAGCCUUUGCAGUUGCACACUGCUGACGAGGUGACAAAAACCUCCAUAACGACUCGUUCGAUCUUAUGA
Messenger RNA from Lachancea fermentati, 912 nucleotides. The record is from the annotation of a GenBank genome assembly. NCBI's taxonomy places the organism in Eukaryota, Fungi, Ascomycota, Saccharomycetes, Saccharomycetales, Saccharomycetaceae.